UGAAAAAAUUCAAUUAAAUACUAAUGAACUGAUAAUACAGUAUAGUUUUGCUUUUCCUAGAAAAAGUUAAUGGAAAAACUAAAACGCGUACUUAAAUCGUUUCAAAAACUGACCGUGUACACCGCGCACUAUAUCUUUCAGGGAAAAACUGUUCACGUAAUAAUCUACUGUUACAAAAUAAGCGAAGCAAUUCUUCUUUUCGAAAUAAGAAAAACCUCGUAUUUGGCAAUACCGGCGAAUAAAAGAAAUGAUCAUAAUUUGCAAUUUUAAUAUGCAUUUAAGCUUAAACUUUUUGAUAAAAGAAAAUUUAUUGUUCGCAGAAAUUUCAAUAGAUAACAGCGAAUAUAUUAAGCAUUUGCGUUCGCAUUCAUAUCGUAAAAGCAAAUACAUUAAAAACACGUCAUUCUCACUGACCCUAAUUCUAACUGUACACAAAUAGGCUAAACUUAGUUUAAAUUGUAGGCAACAUUGUUUAUAGCGGUAAAAAAUCAACAAUUGUAGAAAUAGAGUGGUUUGCUUUGUUUUAAAUUAAUUGUCGUCCAUUUUUAAGGCGCGUAAUAUUAUGCCAUCAAAACUGUUAAACCAUUUACGGGUUGUAGUGCAAGUUAAUGCACCUGAAGAGGACGAUUAUAAUAAUAAUAAUAAUGUUGCCGGUAGCGUUAAAACUUGUAGUGAGAGGAAAUACUCUGGAGGGGAGAUAACAUCUUCCACUUCUCCGCCUAUACCGACUUCAGGUGGUCAUAUGCAAGCUAAUGUUUUGGUAAUCAACGAAACAACGCUUCAGCUGAAUGUGCGGGAAACAGAAGCUGGGCCUCAGACCAAUAUUUCGCACAAAAUGUCUUUCGAUCAGGUUAGCUUUACGUCGGUCGAUGUUGUUAGAGAAGAACUUCAUCAUGUCAUCGGUGAGUUGAUACUCGAACGUCAGAAUAUUUGCAUUAUGCGUUUUGCGGUUAAGCAUGAAAUUGAAGUCGCAAUUUUCUUCGAUACGCUUAUAAUGUUCGUUGAAAAACGUUUGCAGCAGGAGAAGUACAAAUUACAAUAUUGCAAACUAGAAGGCAACGAUAUUAGUACCAUACUGCCCGGAAAAAGUGCUAUGCCCUCUGAACAAGGUUUCUCAAUAAGAGGCACCAACUUAAUAGGUCCGAUGGAUACUUAUGUUGGUGGUUCCAAAUGUUUGCGUAAUACCAAGAAUCAGUUCCGCAAUACACAUGAAUUGUUACUAUGGUUGUUAAAUGAGUACCGUUCGAAAUUAAACGAAAUAACGGGUCAUGAAAAAUUAGUUUUUAAUUUUUCAAUCACAAAUGGUAAACACCAGACGUUUCAAGUAAAAUUAUAUCUAUUCAAUAUUUACUUAAACAUGAUGAGCACUGAAGAUCGCGAUCAUUGGCAUAAGUAUAUGCAACAUGUAGGCGAAGGUUGUCAAGGCGGUGAUUGCGAUUUUAUGCAUAACGGAUUAACCUUAAGCAUUUCGCCUCAUAUCGAUGCUGAGGCGAGCAAAAAUAGCCUUCUCUUGUUUGAUGUGCCUACCGAUUUGAAAAUGGCACACGAAACUGUCGAUAUGUUACAGUUAGCUUAUGCAGUGGUAAGGAGUCGUAAGAAAGCUCAAACAGAGAUGAGAAGGAAGUCUUCUGUGGGAUCUUCUGGUAAUUCAAGCCCUUCAGUUGCAAACUAUAAGGCCGAUAAUGAAGAUUUUUGGAUUAAAGCGCGACUUCCCAAUAAACGUGUACGGCCAUCGAUUGCUUUUACUAUACCCAUUGAAGAAGAUGAUAAUGAUGACGAAGCAAUUCAGUCAAGUCAAAGUCAAGAUCUUUUUGUCACAUCGUCCCCAAAGGAAGUAAGUGAUGAUUCGUAUUCUGAAAGCGAUUUCAGUAGCCUAAGUGAGUGGUAUCGAAAAAUUGAUGGGCAUUUCAAUGAAACAUGUAAGCUUCAAAAUGAAUAUUAUUUGAGUUAUUUCAUAAAAAUUAGUUUCGUUUGCUCAAAAAUUCUUCUGACUACUGCGAAAUAUGUUGAAAUGCUCGAAAGCGUGAACGAAAAUGUAUGGAAUAAUAUACCAUUUAAAGAUCAAUCUCAGAUAAUGAAAUAUGAUAACUAUCAAGAAGCAAAAGCGAAAUUUGAGCAAUUAACAGAUGAUAUAGAAAAUACUUUAUAUAAAGAUACUUUAAAUACAUACUUAAAAACGAAGACUUAUGAAUUAAAUAUUCAAGGUAAAGAUUUAAAAGUUAAAUAUUUGGAAAAUCUUCGUCAAAAAUUUAAUCAAGCCUAUGAGGAGGCAAUAACGAUUUUCAAUAAUGAUAAUUAAAUGAAUUAAGUUUCUUGUUUUAUAAUCACGAACAAUAUAGAAAAUAGAAUAUAGAAAAUGGCUAAUAUAAGGAUAUUUUGAAAGGGCAAACCUGUAUAUUACUGUUUAGAAAAUCAUGUUCAGAAAUUGAAUCGAUUUUAUGAUGGACCAAUGAUGAUUUUGAAUUGUAUUACAUGCGUUCGAUUUUGUUUCUUUUUUUUUCA
This is a messenger RNA of Glossina fuscipes, 2502 nucleotides long. RefSeq lists its product as uncharacterized. The coding region runs from base 563 to 2299 and encodes 578 amino acids. NCBI's taxonomy places the organism in Eukaryota, Metazoa, Arthropoda, Insecta, Diptera, Glossinidae. The record is from RefSeq and is a predicted model, not a curated record. The transcript is spliced from 2 exons.